ACCAAGUUCCGAAGGAUCUGAUUUGAGGCGAGGGUUCUGUUUUGUGGUUUGUGAAAGUUUUCUUCGUCCUAAAACACCCAUAACUGGAUGGAAGGCUAAGUCUGAGUUGUGAUCAAAAAUAACAUUCGAAAAGAAUUCCGUCUUAGUGUUUGCGAAUGACAGGUGCGUGUGUGUUUGUGUGACGGAAAGGAACCGAAAGAUAUGGUAUAAUUCGAUUCCGAUCUCCGCAAGACUAAUAAUCGAUUCCUGAUACGAUAACAGUAACGAUGAUUUCGAUCUGAUUGAAACGAUUUCCGCCGAUUCAGCAGGUGAGAUAUUGAAAAAAUCAUUCGACGUAUAAAACUUGAAUUGCGCGUAGAAGUGAGUGUUGAAAGCUUAUUGCACAUUGGUGCGAGAGAAGAGCAAAAAAAACAGUGUUGUGAUACAUCCAGCUUCAUAAAAAAGGCAUGAACCCCAGCGGAGGUGUUGAGCGAUAAACUCAUGGAUAAUAAAAAUAAAUAACCCGAAAUAUAGAAAAAAAAACCUUGGUGAGAAUCGGAAGCUGCCGAGAGCACAAGUGAAAAUUAAUAUUUAAUUUCAUUUUUGGCAGUUUCCCUGCGUUGCCAUAUCCGCAGAGGUAAAAACGGGCCGAAAAACGCAGCCCGAAAACCCAUCACCAAUCAGCAUUAUCGUAAUCGAACUCCCGGAACGAGGAAAUUGUUGAUUUUUGUGUGAAGCAGCGGACUAUCGCGCUAAAAAAGCCGCCAAAAUUUAUCCCCACGAGAUGGACUACUCAUACCUGAACCAGGCGGCGGCUGGAUUCGAUUCCAGCUGCCUCCAGGGUGGGAUGGAUCCGACGGGUCUCGGCAACAUGCCCUGUUCGUACGGCGACCUAACGUCGUGCAGUCAGAUGUCCCAGGCGGCCUACCGAUACACGGCUGCGGCGGCCUCGAUGGCUCGGUCCUACAACCCCGUUGGAACUGGCGUGGGUCCGGGAAAUGUGAGCAUGAGUGCGCUACAUCACGCGGCCGCAGCGGCCGGCCCGGGCAGCCAGUGCUCGGUGAUGGGCGGCCGGACCCAUCAGGAUGUGCACCGGGCGUCCAUGUUCCAGACGUCGAUGAAUUUGCAGACUGGCCUGCCGUACAAGGUCUACUCGGGACACGACUCGGUCCUGGCGGAGAAGCGAAAGCAGCGGCGGAUACGAACCACCUUCACGUCGGCUCAGCUCAAGGAGCUCGAGCGAGCCUUCCAGGAGACACACUACCCGGACAUUUACACCCGCGAGGAGAUCGCCAUGAAAAUCGAUCUCACCGAGGCGAGGGUUCAGGUGUGGUUCCAGAACCGACGGGCAAAAUUUCGCAAACAGGAGCGGAUCGCCCAGCAGAAAGUGUCCAGCAAUAACAAUAACAACAACAACAACAACAGCAGUGCCAGUAAUAACAACAAUAACAAUCCGGAUUCGUCAUCGGUGAAGAGUGAACAAAAGUCCAGCGCCGGAAGUACGACACCAAAGGAUAUCAAACCUGGUUCUCCGCUAUCGACGGUUUCCACCACGCCCAACUCCAGCGCUUCCUCGCAUCAAUCCAACGGAGACAUAAAACCCAUCAAUGAUAUGCCCUGCGUGCUUCCAACUUUGCGAGUGGCUGCUUACCACGAGCGUUUCCAGUACCAUCCUGGCCAUCCGGGAAUGUUCGGGCUAGUUCCUCUGCGGAUGACUGAAGACCCCUCGCAGCAAGGAACAAGCACUAGCGUGCCGGCAGAAUUGGCAGGCAAACUCACCGACUCGGAUCUGAAUGGCACCGUCACCGGCAGUGGUGCUGGCCUUCUUGGCAGUCACGUUGGCAGCAUCGGAAAUGGCAGCAGUCUUAGCGCCACCAACAGCAACAGCAGCCACAGCCACAGCAACAACAACAACAACAGUUCCAACAAGUGGAACACGUCCUGCAAUCCGUUGCUGCAGAGCCAGAAAGGAGCGGCCAACCAUUUGAGCAUGAAUCACAAUCUGCAGAAUCACCAUCACCACCAUCACGCCGUUGCCGCGCUGUCUUCGCCGUUCUCUUCGCUGCUGGGAGCCGGCGGUGGAGCCGCUGGAUACUUGCUGGAUCCGUUGGGAGGACUCAACAAAACUACCGCCGCCAAUCAUUUGUUCUAAUUCGCGGCAGGUUACAUCAGGACAACGGGAAAGUGGAAAGGCGGUGGGUUUCUUUCCACAGUUUAGAAGGAUUAGGAAAGAUAAGUUAAGAGUGUUAGGCUUUGUAAAUAUGAUAGAGAUGGAACUAUUCGAUGCUUGUAGCAGCAAAGGUUUCGAGAAAACGCAACUGAAAUUUAGUUCUCUCGGCAAAUUCUUGGUCGCAUGGCGACCUCAAUUAGAUGGUUGAUCAAAUAUUCUGUCCGACACUUAUGAAUUCCAUUUUCGCAUCUGGAUAUUUGGAGACGGGUGACGUUAAUUAACUUGAAACGCUCUGCGAAAAAAAAAUCCCAAAAAUCGAGCUGUCAGCAGCAAGCUUGUCUAUCAAUCAUCGGCGAACACGUGGCUGUAUGCGUGAAUAUUUUGAGUUGAAUGUUUAAAUAUACACUAAUUAGCCAUGACUAGCAGAAUUAUAAAAAUAACUUUCUCAUCGUGCGAAAAUUUUGUAACAAAACCAAAUAAAGCAAAAACACACGUAACGCUCCAGUGGUGCUGCUGACGAAAUCAUAAAUGUCACCCACUUUUACAUGCGCUCCAAUGCCUGAUCAGGUCCGAAAGUUUGUUAAUUUGAGCAAGGUGACAAAUACAGGAUGCAGACUAAUUAAGCAGUCACUCAGGGCCGUAAUAAGUGGUACAAUUUUUCCCGCAGAAGCUCCCACAUCCACACGAAUGCACACCUAAUUAAAACCAGAAUUCAGUUGCAACCAAAAACGUCCAUCACCGAGCCGAGUUUUGAGUAACUAUUGGCUAGGUUCCGUUGCAGUUAAUUGGGGAGAGGUGUUUCACUCGUCCCACCUACGCAGCACACGUUUUAUAGAGACGCGAGACGCGAGAGAGAAAAAAAAAACACAAGAUUAUUAUAAACCAAUUGAGUGGAAAGAGUCGCUAUGUGAUGUGAUUUGUUUCCGAUUCCGGGCGAAUCGAAACACUACAGUAUACGGAACGAUUAUCGUCCAAAAUAUCAAACGAAUCAGUAAACGAUAUAAUGAAAAGAUACAAUAAAGAAGUAUAUAACGGAACAAAAGUAAUAAUAAUAAAACCGCAUUUUUCCAAUCAAAUCGCGCUAGUCAAAAGUAAAAUGUAGACAGAAAAAAAAGGAAGAAGCCAAAUAAUAUGAUUAAUACUUUAUAUGAUUGUGAAGCUAACAGCUCAACCGAAUCUAAU
Messenger RNA from Toxorhynchites rutilus septentrionalis, 3331 nucleotides. RefSeq names its product paired mesoderm homeobox protein 2A-like. Gene Ontology annotation, molecular function: DNA-binding transcription factor activity, RNA polymerase II-specific; RNA polymerase II transcription regulatory region sequence-specific DNA binding. Gene Ontology annotation, biological process: regulation of transcription by RNA polymerase II. The transcript has 5 exons. Bases 764 to 2131 code for a protein of 455 amino acids. NCBI's taxonomy places the organism in Eukaryota, Metazoa, Arthropoda, Insecta, Diptera, Culicidae. The record is from RefSeq and is a predicted model, not a curated record.